AUGUUAGCCUUAUGGAACCCAACCGGAGUUCGCGAGUUAUGGGAUGAAUUUCUUCCACAACUGAUUGAAGAUCACCUCCGCUCCAUCACAGAACAAGGUGUCAUUAAUCUUAUGUUGCGGGAACUUAGUUCUAAUCUUGGUCCAGAUUUGAUGAAGAAGGUGGUGAACUCUGUUUCUCAGCGCGAAAGUUCUAUAUUCUUUAUUGAUGGUCCGGGUGGUUCAGGGAAAACUUUCCUGUAUCGGGCGAUACUGGCCUAUCUAAGAACUGAAGGACAUAUUGCAAUUGCAACGGCGACAUCAGGAAUCGCUGCAACCAUGAUUCCAGGUGGACGAACCGCUCAUUAUAGGUUCAAGAUACCCGUACCAGCUGACUCAACAUCUACAUGCAAUAUACCUGUGGACACUGAUUUAGCAGAUCUCAUUCGGAAGGCCAGCUUGAUUAUUUGGGACGAAGCAACAAUGGAUAACCGAUAUACAUUUGAAGCUUUAGAUCAGACAUUAAGAGAUGUAACUAAGGUUGAGCUACCAUUUGGAGGUAAGAUUUUGGUUUUGGGUGGUGAUUUCCGUCAAGUGUUGCCUGUAAUUGAACGUGGCACACGAGCACAGGCAGUAAGUGCAUGCUUAACCAAUGAAAAAUUCUGGAAGCACGUCAAGGUAAUUCAUCUCAAAGAAAACAUACGUUCAAGGUUGGAUCCCGGCUCCUCAGAAUUCUUGCUUCGCAUUGGAGAUGGAGUUGAGCCUUAUGUUAUGGUAGAGAUGGUGAAACUUGCAGAUGAUACUGUGUUGGAAUGGGAUGGAGAGAAGGAUGUUAGGAGAUUGAUUGACGAGGCUUUUCCAAGACUUGAAGAGAAUGAAUUUGACAAAGUUUAUAUGAGUCGGAGGGCCUUGAUAACUCUAAAGAAUGACGUUGUCGAAAAGCUCAAUCAGAAAGUUGUUGAAAUCUUCCCGGGAGCCGAGGUAGUGUAUCACUCUUUUGACACGAUAACAGAUGACCCCAAGAAUUUGUGGACAAAAUAUUUUCUCAAUACUAUUGUUCCAGGUGGAUUACCUCCUCACAAGCUUAUACUGAAGAUAGGUUCUCCAAUUAUUCUCUCGAGAAACCUUGAUCCAAAGUGUGGCCUUUGCAAUGGAACAAGGUUAUUGUGUCGAAGACUAUUCACAAACUUCAUCGAUGCAUAA
Molecule: messenger RNA, 1179 nt
Organism: Papaver somniferum (opium poppy)
Lineage: Eukaryota; Viridiplantae; Streptophyta; Magnoliopsida; Ranunculales; Papaveraceae
Product: ATP-dependent DNA helicase pfh1-like
Exons: 2
Coding region: 1-1179 (392 amino acids)
Biological process (GO): telomere maintenance; DNA repair
Molecular function (GO): DNA helicase activity
Source: RefSeq, a predicted model, not a curated record